AUGUCUAGUGUCAAACGAUCGGAGAUAUCGGUUGUUAGAUGUUUUAUGCGUGAUGAUUUGAAAAAAGAUGCAAUAAAGAUAUUGAAAAAAGCAAUGAAUCGUUUCACAGAAGAACGUGAGAUUGCAUCUUUCGUCAAAUCUUACUUUGACUCGCAUCAUCGUACACAUUGGCAUUGUGUUGUUGGAAAACAUUUUGAUUGUUCUGUGGCAUUUGAAGCAUCACAUUGUAUUCUGUUACGUGUUGAAGAUUUUUUGGUUUUACUAUUUAAAUAUGGUUGA
Schistosoma turkestanicum is the source of this 279-nucleotide messenger RNA. The record is from the annotation of a GenBank genome assembly. Lineage: Eukaryota; Metazoa; Platyhelminthes; Trematoda; Strigeidida; Schistosomatidae.